This is a messenger RNA of Hyla sarda, 2137 nucleotides long. RefSeq names its product growth hormone inducible transmembrane protein (gene GHITM). The coding region runs from base 284 to 1327 and encodes 347 amino acids. Gene Ontology annotation, cellular component: mitochondrial inner membrane. NCBI's taxonomy places the organism in Eukaryota, Metazoa, Chordata, Amphibia, Anura, Hylidae. The transcript is spliced from 9 exons. The record is from RefSeq and is a predicted model, not a curated record.
CACAUAACUCCCAUUUAUUAGGACCCGCCCUCACACGGAGCCUGACGCACCUCUGACAAGCUUGUGGAAGUUGUAGUUUUCUGGAGAGCUCUGCUCUCAUGUGAUUGGAACGGGAAGAACUACAUUUCCCAACGUCCUUAGCGUGCUGUCCUCGGCAGUGAGGAAGAUUCGGGAAGGUUGCUGAGGGUUACAUCAGAGUGGAGCUGCGUGUGUGGGGAAGAGAAAGUUGCAGCGUCUUGGAGCAGGUUUUGCACUAAAACGCUAUACAUAAAACUGACACAAGAUGUUUGCCAUAAGGCUAGCAUGCCUUAAGACUGUUCCUACUCUUGUCCGCCCUGCACUAAUUCAGCCCUCACCAACUUUAAGAAGUACAACUCUUAAGACAAAUCAAUGGUUUCUGCAACCUAACCAGGGUUAUGCCACUAAAACUAGAUUUGGUAUGCGCCAUGCAAAGAGUGCACGUGAAGAGAUCAAAGAAGCUGCAUCCAAACCAUCAAUGGGAACAGCAGCACGUUUUGAUGCAACAGGAAGACUGAUUGUUGCUGGAAGUGCUGUGGUUGGUCUUGGAGCUUUGUGCUAUUAUGGAUUAGGAAUGUCAAAUGAAAUCGGUGCCAUUGAGAAGGCUGUUAUUUGGCCACAGUAUGUAAAAGACAGAAUAAGAUCCACAUAUAUGUAUUUUGCUGGCAGCAUUGGCCUUACAGCCUUGUCUGCUGUUGCUGUCAGUAGGUCUCCUGCUCUUAUGAGUCUUAUGAUGAGAGGAUCAUGGUUGGCCAUUGGUGCAACAUUUGCAGCUAUGAUAGGCGCUGGCAUGCUGGUUAGGUCAAUAUCCUAUGAUCAGAGUCCUGGAGCUAAGCAUCUGGCUUGGAUGUUGCAUGCAGGUGUCAUGGGAGCAGUGGUUGCCCCAUUAACCUUACUUGGUGGCCCUCUGCUUAUCAAAGCUGCAUGGUACACAGCAGGUAUUGUAGGUGGUCUCUCAACUGUAGCCAUGUGUGCCCCAAGUGAAAAGUUUUUGAAUAUGGGUGCUCCGCUUGGUAUCGGUUUGGGCCUGGUUCUGGUUUCCUCAAUUGGCAGUGCAUUCCUUCCUCCCACAACAGUACUUGGUGCCGGACUUUAUUCUGUUGCAGUGUAUGGAGGUUUAGUUCUCUUUGGCAUGUUCCUUUUGUAUGACACACAGAAAGUCAUAAAACGUGCCGAGACUACUCCUAUGUAUGGUAUGGUGAAAUAUGACCCUAUAAAUUCGUGUUUGGGAAUUUACACUGAUACUUUAAACAUCUUUAUCCGUUUGGCCAUGAUGCUUGCAGGUGGAGGCGGAAGCAGGAGGAAAUAAAUCGGUGUCACUCUCAUUAUCUUGUAUUGAUUGCCCAGAGCACUUCACUUAUAUACUGGACAAUAAAUAUAUGCUAAUAUAUACAUCAUCAACAAGAUGUUUAUCUGUGCAAUUGAGCCAGAAUAAAGUUGAUUGAAUCUGUUCAAAAAAGCAUUUACUCUGACUAAACACACAAAUCAUAAGAAUAAUUUAGGAUCGGAACAAAGAAUGCUAUAGGAACCAUUCAUCUCUUCAGCAGCAACAAAUAGCGCAGGAUGCAAAGAAAAUGAUUUCAUAUUCUGAAAUUAAAUUGCAUGGUAAAACAGUACAUCUUAAAGCCUUCCAUAAAUGCAGAGGGUGUAGAGGUAAGAAGAUUUGUUUGCAAUUACCUAUGUGCAGCAGAAUUUAAUGAAGUCAUGUCAUAUAUUUAAAGCAUAGUUACUGAAGCAAAAAGAGAGCAUUUAUGCCAACCUCAGAAAAUAACAUUUUAUGUUAUCCCUUUCAAUCCUGAGAAGUUGUUAGACAAUGCAGGGAGAUUUUAACCAGGUUUUUUUUUUUUUUUUUUGUUUUUAAAGUCUUUCAUGCAAAUACAGUGCGUGGAAUCUAGAAUUCUUUGCUAUUUUUGUGUGACUUGAUAACAUUAUUUAAAAUCUUUUUUUUUUUCUUCUUCUUCUGUUGGACAGUAUAUAAAAUAGUAGCCAUAUAAAUUAUGUUUUGCUGAAGUGUAAAUCACAUUUCACAGUGCUUGCUACAUUUGGUUGUAAAUGUUUUUUUUUUUGUGUUUUUUUUUUCCUAGUGAAUGUGUUAAGAAUCAAAUAAAUCCUUUUAUGU